AUGGCGUCCCAACGUCUCUCCGCUGUCCUCUCCCACUUACCUCCUACCUCCAGCGCGGUAGACAACAUCGCACAGCAAACUCCCGACGAUGUAGUGAUCACUCUCGCGAUCAGGACGCCGAUGUGCAAGGCCAAGAGGGGUGGUUUCAAGGACACAACGCUCGAUGGCCUGGUCUUCAAAAUUCUAGAGCAGGUCCGACUAAGGAGCAAUGUCGACCCACGUCUCGUCGAUGAUGUCUGCCUUGGAAAUGUUCGCGACGGCAAAGCGGCGUAUUAUGUCCGUGCAGCUUCGCUUGCUGCAGGUUUUCCAAACACAUCUGCCGCCUCCAGUGUGGCGCGGUUUUGCUCCUCAGGGUUGACGGCGACGCAAUUUAUCGCGAAUGAGAUCAAGACCGGCACCAUUGAGAUCGGCGUCGCAGUGGGCGCCGAGACGCUGAGCGAAGGAAACGAACGCCUGAGUCGACCCUUCAUCAACGAGAUUCUAAACGGUAGCGAAGACGCAAAGGACUGCAUGCUACCGAUGGGUGCAACAUCUGAGAAUGUGGCCAGAGAAUUCAAUGUCAGUCGGCAACGGCAAGAUGAGUACGCCGUGGAGUCGUACCGGCGCGCUGAGCUCGCGCAGAAGAGCGGCUGGUUUGAUGAUGAGAUUGUCCCCAUUACAGUCAAGAAGGAUGGCAAAGACACAACUGUUACGCGAGAUGAAAUACGAUGGGGGACGACGUACGACGGAAUAAAGAACCUUCCCCCUGCCUUUCCGGAGUAUGGAGACACGACACAUGCCGGCAAUGCUAGUCAAGUUACGGACGGAGCUGGGGCUUUGCUUCUCAUGAAGCGCUCAAAGGCCUUGGAACUAAAUCAGCCCAUCCUUGCAAAGUAUGUUGGCACAGCGCUUGCCGGUCUCCCGCCGCGUAUCAUGGGCAUUGGCCCGGUCUUCGCCAUCCCCAAAUUACUUGCUAGGUAUAAUCUAUCCCUUGAAAGAGACGUCGACGUGGUAGAGAUCAACGAAGCAUUCGCUUCCAUGGCGGUCUACUGUCGCGAUUAUCUUAACCUCGACUGGACGAAGAUGAAUCCGAGAGGCGGUGCUAUUGCGUGA
Messenger RNA from Cladophialophora bantiana CBS 173.52, 1092 nucleotides. RefSeq lists its product as uncharacterized. Gene Ontology annotation, biological process: fatty acid beta-oxidation; phenylacetate catabolic process. Gene Ontology annotation, cellular component: peroxisome. The transcript is spliced from 5 exons. The coding region runs from base 1 to 1092 and encodes 363 amino acids. The record is from RefSeq and is a predicted model, not a curated record. Gene Ontology annotation, molecular function: acetyl-CoA C-acyltransferase activity. Lineage: Eukaryota; Fungi; Ascomycota; Eurotiomycetes; Chaetothyriales; Herpotrichiellaceae.